Miscanthus lutarioriparius is the source of this 354-nucleotide messenger RNA. The record is from the annotation of a GenBank genome assembly. NCBI's taxonomy places the organism in Eukaryota, Viridiplantae, Streptophyta, Magnoliopsida, Poales, Poaceae.
AUGGCGGCCGACCUCCCAGUCCCAGUCCCAGAGGUGGCAAUGGCGGCCUUGUACAUCGCUCUCGGCUGCCGCGAAGUCCUGAAGCCGGUCCUCCAUUUCCUGGACGCGGCCACCGCGCGCAGCCCUGUCCUCGACAUGGCCGUCGCCGCCAUCCUCCUCACCCUUCCGACGGCCUACCUCUUCGUCGUCGGCGUCAUCCUCCCCGUCGCCCUCCACAUCACGUUGCAGCCGGCUGCGGUCGUCUUCUCCCGAGCGGGUUUCUGGUUGUCCGUUGCUCUGGGUUUCGCGCUUCUGCUUCUCUUUAUUACUGUGCCCCUCGUGGCCUUUCUGUUCCUCACUGCCGAUGGCGCGUAA